Molecule: messenger RNA, 1627 nt
Organism: Centropristis striata (black sea bass)
Lineage: Eukaryota; Metazoa; Chordata; Actinopteri; Perciformes; Serranidae
Gene: tm4sf4
Product: transmembrane 4 L six family member 4
Exons: 5
Coding region: 328-942 (204 amino acids)
Cellular component (GO): membrane
Source: RefSeq, a predicted model, not a curated record
AGCAUCAGCUGAAUCAGAAACCUGGCAGGUGAGGCGGACAGGCUCAAUCAGAAGACUCAGGAGAGUGGACAGAGCUUUUUGAAGAAGAAAAAAAACGCUUUAUAGGUGUAGGAAGAAACUAUUAGGAGUUGUUGGAAAGCUGUAGUUGGAUGUAAAAAUAGGCCAGAAAAGCCAACAGGUUGGGCGCUAUUAUUCUAGAAUUUAGAAUCAAGACAUCUUCGCUUUGUCAGUUUCUGAUAAUUAAAUUGAAAAGAUCAACCGCAGUGGAGUUUUGAGAUCUUUUUAAAAAUUCUUAGUAGUAAAGGAGGUUGAAGCAUCAGUGUCAAAAUGUGUUCAGGCAGCUUUGCCAAGUGCCUGGGGAUCACUCUGAUGCCUCUGGCGAUUGUGUGUGUGCUGUGUAACAUCCUGCUCUUCUUCCCCGGGGGGAAAUCUGUGGACAGCGAUCACAUCACACAGCAAGUCUGGUACUUUGGAGGCAUCCUGGGAUCUGGAGUUCUGAUGAUCUUCCCGGCUCUGGUCUUUCUGGGUCUGAAGAACAAUGACUGCUGCGGUUGCUGUGGCAACGAGAGCUGUGGGCGCAGAUUUGCGAUGCUGAGCUCCAUUCUGUUUGCAGCUGUGGGUGUUGUGGGAGCUGGUUACUCAGUUACAGUUUCUGCUGUGGCCAUAAACCAUGGACCUAUGUGUGUGACUAACAUUAAUGGCACAGUCAAAGAGUGGGGCACUCCCUUCUCAAAUGGUGACUACCUGUCCAACAAAAGCUCCUGGACAGCUUGUUUAGAGCCAAGCGGCGUGGUGUCCUGGCAUGUCUCGCUGUUCGCCGUGCUGCUGGUCAUGGGUUUGAUCCAGAUGGCGCUGUGUGCUGUGCAGGUGGUGAACGGCCUGCUGGGAUGCCUGUGUGGGGACUGCUGUGGCUGCUGUGGAGGGAGCGAUGGGGCCGUCUGAGCACUUCCUACAGCUGCGAGAGUCUGCAGGUGGCUGUGUCCUGUAUUUAUUCUGUUUCUAGAGGGUGACCGUUUUUUCUCGUUUCAAGCUGUGGCUAUAAGUUUUUGCAUCAGAGCUCAUUGAUUACAUUGUGUGUAUCUAACAACACUGGUGAAAUGACAGAGCUCUAAUUUAAAGAGUUUCCCAUUUACUCUAUGGCGAACACCAUGACUUCUCAUUAUUAAAUCUGAGUGCUCUAAAUAACACUAACCACUGUAGUUAAUCAAUUUCCCUCCUUUUAUAUAUUUUGUAUCAGUUUCUUUAAGUAUUUUGUAUCUCAUCAAACUUAAACAAAUGAAGCAACAUGUUAGAAAAAUUAGUUCACAAAAAAGAGUUCACAUGACUGCCCCCUGCUGGGUAUUUUUGGUGUUGCAUGAGUCUGUUGGGGGUUAAAAGGUCAUGGAGACUAUAGACUACAGCAUCAAUAAAAUCAUGCAUGGUUUACUUCUCACUGACAAACUGUGCUAAAAGAAUCAAAAGUACUUUAGUAGAAAGUGUUCAUUCAAAAUGCUUUUUCUGCAAAUAUGUAAUGCUUUUUUGUAUCUGGGCUCUCUUUUUCUCUUUUGAGACAUGACAUACUGUAUGCUGGCCUGCUCAUGGGUCACUAACCCGCAGAUGUGUUAUUAAAAUAUCUUUUGUCUCGCUU